AUGGAAUCCCCCACUCCCUCCUUCCACAUGGACGGCUCCAACAGGACACCGGCGGCCGGGAACUUCAACUUGACGCCCUCCCAGUUCGGCUACAGCACCACGAACCUCUCGGACGCGGGCGAACCGAUGCCCACCAGCGUGGUGACAGCGGUCAUCUACAGCAUCGUCUUCGUGGUGGGCCUACUGGGGAACACGCUGGUCAUCUACGUAGUGCUCCGCUACGCCAAGAUGAAGACCGUCACCAACAUGUAUAUCCUCAACCUAGCCUUGGCGGACGAGCUCUACAUCCUGGGGGUUCCCUUCAUAGGCACCAACAGCGUGAUCUCCUACUGGCCGUACGGGGAAUUCCUCUGCAAGGUGUGCAUGACCGCUGACGCCAUGAGCCAGUUCACCUCCAUCUUCUGCCUGACGGCGAUGAGCAUCGACCGCUGCCUGUGCGUGGUCUACCCACUCCGCAGCGCCCGGUUCCGAAACCCGAGGGUGGCCAAGAUCUGCAACGGCAUGGUGUGGGUGACAUCCUUCCUCAUCGUGCUCCCGAUCACCAUCUACGCCCAAGUGCAGGAGUCGCUCCACUCCUGCAACCUGUCGUGGCCGGAGCCCAGCGAGCUGUGGUCCAUUGCCUUCAUCCUCUUCACCGCAACCGUGGGAUUCUUCGGCCCUCUCCUCAUCAUGUGCGUGUGCUACCUGCUCAUUGUGAUUAAGAUGAGGUCGGCGGGGGUGCGAGUGGGUCGGACGAGGCGCGGGAGGUCCGAGCGGAAGGCCACGCGCAUGGUGGUGGUCAUCGUGCUGUUUUUUGUGUUCUGCUGGCUCCCCUUCUACGUGGCCAACAUCGUCAACCUGUUCCACGUCAUCCCCGAGAGCAACGCGACUGCCGCCCUCUUCUUCUUCCUGGUCAUCCUCACCUACGUCAACUCCUGCGCCAACCCGUUCCUCUACGGCUUCCUGUCGGACAACUUCAAGCAGAGCUUCCAGAAGGUGCUCUGCUGCCACAAGUCCAACGGCGUCGGCGCCACCGACCAGCUGGGGAGCAGACACUCUGCACACAAGGGUCUUAAGAUGGAAGUAAUUGGAAACCUUGAAACUGACCCCUUUUCGUCAAAAUCGGGGAACAGCCAGUGAGGGUGGACUUGUUCCCUGAACUUUGGUUGACUAGCAUGUGGACCUGGGCCGAUCGUUGGCUGGCACUUGCGUCUGUCGUUGCUGAUCCUCGCUGGUCUCUGCUCUCUGGUCUGUGGUCUCUGGACUCUGGUCUCUGGUCUUUGGACUCGGCCCUCUCUGGACUCUGGACUCGGGGCCUCUGGUCUCUGGUCUUUGGACUCAGCCCUCUUUGGACUUUGGACUCGGCUCUCUGGUCUCUCUAGACUCUGGACUGGGGCCUCUAAAGGGGGCCAGAGGAGAACACAGACUUUAUCACAGACUUCAUGCUGUGCAUUUGUACUAUCACCUUAAUGAAUGCAUUAUACGAGGUGUCUGUUUAUGUUAUGAUGUAAGAGACACUGUCAGAACAAAGAGCACAGGCUUUUAUUGUCAAGCAGAUGUACUUGUACGCUACAGACUGUUUUAUAUCACGUUUUAGUAAAACCAUUGUUUUUUAUCCGUAUUUGCUGCUGUUUCUAUAAAUUAAUACAUAACACUUUUUAUAUGUUGUUGUUUUGAUAAAAUGAAUAUAAAUCACUAAGACAGUGGUGCAUAGAAAAUACUAGUCAAAAAGAACGAAUUAGCAGUUAGCUUAGCAUAGCAUGAAGAUGUGAAAAAGCAUCUUUAGAGCUCAGUAAAUGACCACAAAUUCUCCAGCACAAAUUAAAGACGGAUCAGAAAGUUUGAACUUAGCAAACAGAGAGCGAUGGAGAGACCUAGUUCAGCCAUUUAUGCCUGUGUUAAUCUGCUUAUUACUGGGGACAAAUACUUCACUUCUGUCUGUUUUGUUGCUUUUGACUCGUUGGUUUUUCUGACACGUUGCAAAGAACGUUACAAAGCUGUGAAAAAUGCCUUAAACUUGCAAAGCCAGUGAAUGUACCACAUCUCUCUCACGUUGCUCUGUCACAGUGGACCAGUGGUGGAUUAAACCAUCCAAUCGUAUUCCGGCCUGACUCCUCAUUUAGAUGCUGGACCCAUUCAGAUUCAUGAUUCGUGUGUAAAACAGCUGAUGUUUAUUGUCACUGUGAAAGCUCAAUAUGCAGUGUCAAACUCUCAUCUCCUUUGAAACAGAUGGUAGCUUUAUAUUUGAAUAUUAAUGUCUCUCCACAUCAACCAGGCUGUUUGACAGAGCAGUGUUGUGUUACCAAAGUUCACCACGGGAAUAAAACAUUUUUUACGGAUCCUCAAAGCUGCUGUGGGUACAGUUAAACCAGGUUUAAAGCCUUUCUGUUGGUUGACUUUUUUGGUUAUUGAUGUUGAUGGAGGUUUGUUCGGUACUUGCUUGUACCCUGAGUGAAGAGAAUUAGAUUUUAUCAUCGUCUUCCCUUUUCACCUGAAUAAAAAUGUCUGUUAAAAAAUAACGUGA
This is a messenger RNA of Betta splendens (Siamese fighting fish), 2503 nucleotides long. RefSeq names its product somatostatin receptor type 5-like. The record is from RefSeq and is a predicted model, not a curated record. Gene Ontology annotation, cellular component: membrane; neuron projection. Gene Ontology annotation, molecular function: somatostatin receptor activity; neuropeptide binding. The coding region runs from base 1 to 1119 and encodes 372 amino acids. Lineage: Eukaryota; Metazoa; Chordata; Actinopteri; Anabantiformes; Osphronemidae. The transcript is spliced from 3 exons. Gene Ontology annotation, biological process: cellular response to glucocorticoid stimulus; neuropeptide signaling pathway; regulation of insulin secretion.